Messenger RNA from Xyrauchen texanus (razorback sucker), 4707 nucleotides. RefSeq names its product solute carrier family 35 member E4-like. NCBI's taxonomy places the organism in Eukaryota, Metazoa, Chordata, Actinopteri, Cypriniformes, Catostomidae. Gene Ontology annotation, cellular component: Golgi apparatus. Gene Ontology annotation, molecular function: antiporter activity. Bases 173 to 1234 code for a protein of 353 amino acids. The transcript is spliced from 3 exons. The record is from RefSeq and is a predicted model, not a curated record.
GGUCACCUUUCAGCGGGCGCAUUGAAUGAACACACAACUCGCGGUGACGUAUUGCACAGCUGAUCUGGCAACAACUGGCAGUUCACAGAAAGGGCCCGAUGGUUUCUGCGCCGAGGAUAUAAACGCAUCAACCUUUAACAGUGCAAAGACAAGGUGCUAAGAUGAAACAAACAUGAUAAGCACCAAUGGCCCCUCCAUCAAGUGCGAGGAGACCCGGGACACCGGCAGGAAGAGGAGGCGACCGCCUGAAAUGCUUCAUCUCAUGUUUGCUGUCACCGUGUGGUUGGUGACGGGUACCACCAUAUCCAGCUUAAACAAAUUGAUAUUUGCCGUGUACAAUUUCAGAUUUCCCCUGCUUCUGUCAGCCCUUCAUAUGCUGACAGCAAUAGUGGUGGACUAUGGACUGAUCAAAUGCAGGGUUAUCCGGCUCAGAGGGAUCGGUGAGCAGGAUUUGACCACCAGUGCUAAAUGCAAAGUAUUCCUGUUGAGUUUGACAUUCUGUGCCAGUAUAGCAUUUGGAAACAUGGGACUCAAUUACGUCCAGCUUUCAUUUGCGCAGAUGAUCUACACCACAACGCCGUUAUUUACACUGGCCAUUUCCGCACUGAUUCUCGGAAAGCAGCACCACAUCCUGAAGUACACCGCGAUGAUACCUAUCUGCCUCGGGGCAUCAUUCAGCAUUAUGGGCGAGGUCCAGUAUGACCAGAUGGGCUGCCUGUUUGUGUUCGCCGCCACCAUGUUACGGGGUGUAAAAUCUAUUCAACAGAGCAUCUUGCUUCAGGAAGAGAAGAUCAGUUCUGUCUUCCUUCUGUACCUGAUGUCCAUCCCCAGUUUCUGCAUCCUGGCCAUAGCCGCACUGGCUCUGGAGAACUGGGCAGCACUCCAGUCUCCUUUCCAGUAUGACCCCCACCUCUGGGGUUUCAUCCUGCUCAGUUGUCUGGGCUCAGUGCUUUACAACCUGGCCAGCUGUUGUGUCAUCAACCUCACUUCCGCUGUCACACUGCACAUCCUGGGCAACCUGAAUGUGGUGGGCAACCUUUUGCUCUCCCAGCUGCUGUUUGGGAGCGAAUUAACGGCUCUCAGCUGUGCUGGAGCUGCCCUAACCCUCUCUGGCAUGAUCAUCUACCAGAACUCCGAGUACAUUGUUGCUUACCUCGAUGCACGUAGAGCCCAGGUGCCAACUGAAGCCAGUAAAUGGGGAGAGGAUGUGGUAUGUGCCAAGAAGACUGACUAAAGCAUAUCAACACCAACUUCAGAAUCAGUUCUGGAGUCUUGUUCAGAAACUUCUCUAGAAUUAUCUGCAGAACCAGCUCAAGAACCUAUUAGAAGGACAGAGAAUCAGACUCAUGAGAAAACGGACUGAAGAUACUCAAAAGAGAUGAAGUUUGGGAAUAUGUUCCAAAGCCUAGUGAGCUGCCUUGCUGUCAACAGCCUACAUAGGCAGCUACCUUCUAAGGUAGCAUUAUAACUGUAAAUGGAACCUCAUAAGGAAUUUUUGAGAGUUCUAUUUAGCAGCAACUCAUGCACAGACUUGAUGCAUAAUCGAUUUUUAUAGAGUGUGCCAUUAGCAUGUUGCUAAGUUAACAACACAAUAUUCUCAUAAGCAUAAUAAAACAUAGCACGCAAAAAUAUUAAGUAAAAAAAAAGUUAUUUUUAAAUAGAUUUGAAGUACUUUUUACCACUACUCAUACUAAAUUAAAAGUAUAUUUAUAUUCAACAUGUCUCUUGAUUUUCAGUAGAGUUUAGCAUUAGCAUUUUGCUAAGCUAACAACGAUGUCGAUUAGUGGUCCACUGAGUUUUUAAAAGUUAGAUACUUCAAUUUAGCGAUCUGAUUAGUCAAUAGUUGAUUGUCCAAAAAAUUUGCUGGAAACCUAUUUUACACAAUAUUUACUCAAAAUUCACACAGUAAUAUUUGAAACCAGAAAGUUGGCAUUAUUAUGGAAAAAAUUAUGACACCUUAAGAAAAAGUGCUUUGGUAAAUCAUGAUAAUGAGAUACUUAAUCAUUUUUAUGAGAUAAAUUAUUCAUAAUUAUUAGAUUCGAAAUAAUUAUUUUGAGAUAAAAAUGCUGAAUAUGCAUAUACUUUAAAUUUUUGCAAUACUUAAAAUUUAAGGUAAAAAUACUUAAAUUCUAUUUAAAAAUGGCCUAUUUUACCCAAUAUUUCUAUGAGCUUUUUAUUUUUGUUUAUUAGAAUAUUGUGCUGUUAGCUUAGCAACAUGCUAACGCCAAACUCUACUGAAAUAGAUGGCGAGUCGAGUCUCCUGUGCACUUAACCUGGGAGCGUUAUUUGUAAUAUGCACAGACUUGCUGCCUAUAUACUGUAGAUCUCUACAAAUCUUGCAAAAUAUACUCCAGCCUUUACAAUGUGGACAAAAAAGUAGUCUUAAAAGGCUGCAUAAUCAUGCUUUUGUGACAUAAGCACGCCUAUGAUGUCCUAAAAUGCUGACUACAUAGGAAGCUCACUAUAUUUUGGAACAGAGCAUAGAUAUUGCACAGGAAGACUGAGCAGCAAGACCUUCGAGGAAGACUCUUUUGAUUUUGACAAGUGCUAACUGGUUAAUAUAAAGACGAUAAUGGUAAUGAAGGUUUAGUUUUCUCAGUACCUCCUCACUGUGCCAAUGUUUUUAAUUUCAGUCAUCCCUAAUAUGGAGAGCCACCAAUCCACAGAGCUAUGAAAAUGAAUGAUGCCUUUUUUCUUUUUACGAACGUGACAGUUUGUUAGGGUUUUAUUACCUCUGUUUUGCCUACACAUACUUUUAGCGCAUAAAAAAUCCUGCAUGAGCAUGGGAAAGAUCUCCAGUAUCCUGUCAUAUUCACACUGACUGUGUCUAUCUAUUGCACUGUGAAAAACAAAUACGCAAAUUGCUCUGGCUCGCUUAAAACGGUCAGCAUAGCUGUUACUGGACUUGCACUUUUUAAAUACUAGAGAAGGGCACAAAUUUAAGAAAUACAUCGGAUUAAUGUAUUUCUAGGUACUGUUACUCAGCCGCCCUGAUUUGAUGUUAUGGGAGGGCAUGUUUAAGGCAGCUUUCUGUAGGAUGCCAUGUUCGUUUGAACAAGGACCCUGUGUUUGUUACGGCACUACCACUUUUUUUGUCUAGGUUACGUUUACAUAAUGGAGAUGAACAAGACCAUUGGAUCCUCAAUUCAGUGCUGUUGUCUGCACUAUUUAAUACAAAAGUGUCUCUUUUCUCCGAAAUUAGGUUUCAUACCUCUUUGUGUUGUAGUUGAGGUAUAAAUUCAGUUCAGAUAUUUAUAAAUUGGACUCUCUGAGGAGUCUCCUAAAUUUUUAGCACACUAUAAUUUCAUGGGAGAAAUCAGAAUGAUAUCCUCAUUGGCAUUGUCCUCUUUAAAGAUCUCAAUUAAAAGUUUCCUUGGUCUCACUCGUCUCCUGUAAGUGGGUGCUCAUCCAUUUUCAUUGGUUUCUGUAUUUUGUUUUGUUUUCGUUUGACAUCUGCUGGACAGUAUUAUUUUCCCUCCAUUUUAAAUUGUGUAUUUUUAUGCUGUUGUAGGAAACUGACACUAACAGAGGUUAUAGACCAAGGUACAAAGGAAGGCCAUUCCCUCAAAGAGGUUUUGUUGCCAUCUGCUGAAUAGAAUGCGAAUAUGCUUUUGUUAUUUUUAUUUUUUAUAUAUAGACAUGCUGAAGUGCAUUGGAUAAAAAAAAUAAAUAAAAAAAAUCAGGCAUUUUUCUGUUUCCCAACUUAAUAGGUAUUUAUUAGCAGGGUUUAUAUUUCAGAUACAUGUUCUCAUUAUGAUGACUUUUAUGUAUAUGUUGGUAUUUUCCAUUCAUUUAUGGGUACUUUAAAAUAGCUAACUUGAAUUUGGUUUGUAGCGGAAUGUAAUCCAGCUCCAACGUGGAUGUGAAUGUAUCAUAGCAGGCAACGAAAGUGUUAGCACUGUUAUGGGGCCUACGCUAAACUCAAGUGUGCCUACCUGAGGGGCUCUGGUUUAAUAAACACCAGCCUUUCACGCUUUAUUUAUUUGAAGGUCUCAACUGUCCAUUCAUGCUUCAGUGUUAUCACACAUCACAACAUUUUCAGUGAACACCAUAAUGGGUAAAGCAUUAUAGAAGAUGUCGAUUAGUAGUCUAAAGAUCAGAGUAGACAAUGAGCGAUAAAUAAGACAUUCACAACACUUAUUUCACACAAAAUUCACAAAAAAACGUGCAUUGUCCAUUGACAAGGUCGUUAGAUUUCGGAAAUGACAAGGUGGUGCUUGCACAGCUAGUUAUCCAAUUAGUCUGCCUUGGUGACAUAAUGGUUAACCACUAAUCACGAUUGAGCAUAUUUUCAUCACAAGCACAAUGGUUAUUUCACUGUAUGUUACAAACAAAAUUAUUAUCAACAGAAUGAACGCAACAAUUACAGUCUAUGAUACUUCUUACUCUUAACUUGAUGAGGAGAGGGUUUGUCAGUUAAAUACCUCAGAUGUUAUUGCUUAAUCCUGUGAUGAAUUUUGUUAACUUAACAGAACUUUUUUUGUGUGUGUGUAUUGGAUGGUUUAAAUUCUGAGAUCUGUUAACAUAGAGAAACAUUUAAUGGUUCUGACGCUUUUGAUGUGUCAUGGGUUGCAGAGUACAAUUGCUGACAAUUUGCAUAAUUGUAAAGCUCUUGUGUAUAUAUGGUUUCUGAUGUCAGCAAAUAUCAGAUGUAAAUGCUUAUUUUAUUAUAUUGACGUAUUUUACAAUCAUGGAAAUCUGGACAAA